Orcinus orca (killer whale) is the source of this 8819-nucleotide messenger RNA. RefSeq names its product salt inducible kinase 2 (gene SIK2). The coding region runs from base 159 to 2891 and encodes 910 amino acids. Gene Ontology annotation, cellular component: cytoplasm. The transcript has 15 exons. Gene Ontology annotation, biological process: microtubule cytoskeleton organization; intracellular signal transduction; protein phosphorylation. The record is from RefSeq and is a predicted model, not a curated record. Lineage: Eukaryota; Metazoa; Chordata; Mammalia; Artiodactyla; Delphinidae. Gene Ontology annotation, molecular function: tau-protein kinase activity; protein serine/threonine kinase activity; ATP binding.
CGGCGGCGCGCGCCUGGCUGGGCCCUGCGGAGCGGGAGGGACUGAGCGAAGGAGUGAGCGGAGCGGCCGUCGCCCGAGCGGAGCUGAGCAGCCAGCCAGCCUGCCCGCCGCCCUCCAGCCCGCGCUCCAGUCCGCAGUGUCUAGCAGCGGGGCCCAGCAUGGUCAUGGCGGAUGGCCCGAGGCACUUGCAGCGCGGGCCGGUCCGGGUGGGGUUCUACGAAAUCGAGGGCACGCUGGGGAAAGGCAACUUCGCCGUGGUGAAGCUGGGGCGACACCGGAUCACCAGGACGGAGGUGGCGAUAAAAAUAAUAGAUAAGUCUCAGCUGGAUGCAGUGAACCUUGAGAAAAUCUACCGAGAAGUACAAAUAAUGAAAAUGUUAGACCACCCUCACAUAAUCAAACUUUAUCAGGUAAUGGAGACCAAAAGCAUGUUGUACCUUGUGACAGAAUAUGCCAAAAAUGGAGAAAUUUUUGACUACCUUGCUAACCACGGCCGGUUAAAUGAGUCUGAGGCGAGGCGCAAAUUCUGGCAAAUCCUGUCUGCUGUUGAUUACUGUCAUGGUCGGAAGAUUGUGCACCGUGACCUCAAGGCUGAAAAUCUUCUGCUGGAUAACAACAUGAAUAUCAAAAUAGCAGAUUUCGGUUUUGGAAAUUUCUUUAAAAGUGGUGAACUGCUGGCAACAUGGUGUGGCAGCCCCCCUUAUGCAGCCCCAGAAGUCUUUGAAGGGCAGCAGUAUGAAGGACCACAACUGGAUAUUUGGAGCAUGGGAGUUGUUCUUUACGUCCUUGUCUGUGGAGCUCUACCUUUUGAUGGACCGACUCUUCCAAUUUUGAGGCAGAGAGUGUUAGAAGGAAGAUUCCGGAUUCCGUAUUUCAUGUCAGAAGAUUGUGAGCACCUUAUUCGAAGGAUGUUGGUCCUAGACCCGUCCAAACGGCUAACCAUAGCUCAAAUCAAGGAGCAUAAGUGGAUGCUCGUAGAAGUUCCUGUACAGAGACCUGUUCUCUAUCCACAAGGGCAAGAAAAUGAGCCAUCCAUUGGGGAGUUUAAUGAACAGGUUCUGCGAUUGAUGCACGGCCUUGGAAUAGAUCAACAGAAAACCAUUGAGGCUUUGCAGAACAAGAGCUAUAACCACUUUGCUGCCAUCUAUUACUUGUUGGUGGAGCGCCUGAAAUCACAUAGGAGCAGUUUUCCUGUGGAGCAGAGACUUGAUGCCCGCCAGCGUCGGCCUAGCACCAUCGCCGAACAAACAGUUGCCAAGACACAAACUGUGGGACUCCCAGUGACGGUGCAUUCACCAAACGUGCGAGUGAUGCGAUCUGCCCUCCUCCCACAGGCAUCCAAUGUGGACACCUUCACGUUUCCAGCAUCCGGCUGUCAGGCGGAAGCAGCAUUCAUGGAGGAAGAGUGUGUCGACACUCCAAAGGUAAAUGGCUGUCUCCUGGACCCUGUGCCUCCUGUCCUGGCGAGGAAGGGGUGCCAGUCACUGCCCAGCGACGUGAUGGAGACCUCCAUUGAUGAAGGGCUGGAGACAGAAGGAGAGGCCGAGGAAGACCCCGGGCGGGCCCUGGGCGCCUUCCAGUCCACACGCGGCGGGCAGAGGCGGCACACUCUGUCGGAAGUGACCAAUCAGCUGGCCGUGAUGCCUGGUUCAGGUACGCUUUCCAGGAAAAUUUUCUCCAUGAGUGACAACCCCUCCCUUGACAGUGUGGACUCUGAGUAUGAUAUGGGGUCUGUUCAGAGGGACCUGCACUUUCUUGAGGACAACCCUUCCCUUAAGGACAUCAUGUUAGCCAAUCAGCCCUCACCCCGCAUGACGUCUCCCUUCGUGAGCCUGAGACCUGCCAACCCCACCAUGCAGGCUCUGAGCUCCCAGAAACGAGAGGCCCACAACAGGUCUCCAGUGAGCUUCAGAGAGGGCCGCCGGGCGUCAGACACUUCCCUCACCCAAGGAAUUGUAGCAUUUAGACAGCAUCUUCAGAAUCUGGCUAGAACCAAAGGAAUCCUAGAGUUGAACAAAGUGCAGUUGCUCUAUGAGCAGCUAGGAUCAGAGGCAGACCCUAACCUGGCAUCGCCUGCUCCUCAGCUCCAAGACCUGGGCAGCAGUUGCCCUCAGGGGGAAGCUCCUCCUCAGCAGAAGAGCGUGUCUGCGCUCCCCGGCAGCGCGCACCCUCAGCUCUCCCAGCGGCACAGCCUAGAAGCCCAGUACCUGCAGCACAGACUCCAGAAGCCCAGCCUUCUGUCAAAAGCCCAGAACACCUGUCAGCUUUAUUGUAAAGAACCACCACGGAGCCUUGAACAGCAGCUGCAAGAACACAGACUCCAACAGAAGCGGCUCUUCCUCCAGAAACAGUCUCAGCUGCAGGCAUAUUUUAAUCAGAUGCAGAUAGCAGAGAGCUCGUACCCACAGCCCCUUCCCCACCAGGAGACACCGCCGCCAUCCCAGCAGCCGCCGCCCUUCAGCCUGACCCAGCCCCUGAGCCCCGUCCUGGAGCCUGCCUCGGAGCAAAUGCAGUACAGCCCUUUCCUCAGCCAGUACCGGGAGAUGGGGCUGCAGCCGCUGUCCGCCUCGCCAGGUCCCCGGGCUGCUCCCCCGCCACCGCCCCCGCAGCACUCAGGGGCCGCCCGGGCACCCUUACAGUUCUCCUAUCAGACUUGCGAGCUGCCAGGCGCGGCCUCCCCCGAGCCAGACCGCCCCGGUCCCUGUCAGUACUCCCUGGAUGGAGCCCAGCAGAGCGGCCUGGCGGCGCCGGGCUGUCCCAGGAGCUCAGGACUGCAGGAGGCCCCCUCCAGCUAUGACCCUCUAGCGCUCUCGGAGUUCCCUGGACUCUUUGAUUGUGAAAUGCUGGAAGCCGUGGACCCACAGCACAGUGGCUACGUCCUGGUAAAUUAACCUCAGCGUGGGAAGUGAGGCGGGUCAGGUGAAGAGAGUGUGUAUUUCUAUUUUUAUUCCAGCCUUUUCAAUUUAAAACUUAUUUUCCCCCCCUCUCCCUGAUGGGGAAAAAGUCAAGUCACCCAACUGGAAUCAGAGGGCCUGGCCGGGUGGAUAUUGCUUCCUCAUGGCUCCGUCCCACCAUGGGUUUCUGUGGCAAGUGCUGGAACAUAGUUGUAGGCUGCAGCUCAUGCCCUUAGGUCAAGUGGAGCAAGCUCUCAUCAGAGCCACCAACAAAAGUUUUAUAAGAAGAAGACAUCCAGACCUAGGUUUUACACAGAACUACAUCAGUUCAUUAUCGAGGGAAACCUUGGUGAAAGCAGGAAAAAAUGUGUGCCGUUACGUAUAGGCAAAAAAAAAAAGGCAAUACAUUUCUCACUGAAACCAAGCAACAGCAUGUUCCUUAAAGGCAAAUCAAGAAUACAUGAUGAAAUUUGAUGCACAGGAAAUAAAAGAAAGUUGUACUUUGUCAGUGAAUCAUAAGUUCUAAGCUGCUGAUGCAAGUUGUCCCCGAGAUCACUGCCAAGCGGUAAGAGCGUGAGCUUUGUUUCAGGGCCCACUGAGUAACAGCGGGUACUGACCCCUGAGACUGGCAGUCACCUCCAUCUGAGAAUAGGUGACACACCUCUUCAGAAGGUGCCCUGGGUCACAGUGUCCUCAGAGCUCCAAAGAUGUCGCCUGUGGAACCAAGAGAUGCACCGCAGUGGAGACCAGGGGCAGGAAACUCAAGAAACCGUCAAGAACAGCAGCCCUGGGCCAGGGAAGACGGGCGCUUCCUGCACAGUCUUCUGUGGAGACUUCUGGUUUGGGGCAGUUGGUCUUUAGAGGAAUUAGCGUCUCUUUUAAAAUGUAAUAACUACUUUGACUUUACACUAGAUGUUGCUAGUCAUUUAUUGAGCUUUGUAUAUUUGGACAGUUUCAUAUAGGGCUUAGAAAUUUUAAGGAUGAGAAAAAUGAACUUUUAUCUCCCAUGUGAAGUGGUAGUGCUGUGCCUUUUCCCCCCCAGAUCAUGCUUUAAUGAUUUCUUUUCUGUAGAAACCAACAGUUUUCCAUUUAUGUCGAUGCUAAAUCCAAAGUCACUUCAGAGUUUGUUUUCCACCAUGUGGGAAUCACAUCCUUAAUUUCCUUAGAGUUUUGACUUGCAAUGAAAUGUUCAAGUAUUACAGCAAUAUUCAAAAGACCACAGAGGUGUUAACCAUUGAAGCAGAUCAUCUGCCAACCACAGUGUAUAUUAUUAACCCUUACGAUCCAGUCAUCAGAAUAAGUAACAAAGAUGCUACGGCUAGUUGACUGUGUACUUAGAAGUAAGGAGUAAUCUGUCAUUUGGACAGUAACAUCCAAGUGUUACAAAUUCAGUGUUAUUUACAAAGACUAUGUUUCUGUCCUUUAGAAUGGCUUGUCCUAUCAGCAGAUGAAUGCGUUAAGCACAAAGCAUCUUCCUUAAAGCACAAAGAAGAGAGAUACUACACUGAUGCUGCAUCUAGAAAACACCUUUAAGUUGCCUUUCCUCUUUGUAGUACGUGUCCACGCAGGUGGGGAGAAACAUGGAAGGUCUAGGAGUUCUGUCCUGGCUCCUCUUGGUGCCAGGACGCUCCACAGAGGCCCUCUGCUUGGGGUUGGCCUCUGGGUGUGAGCAAGGGAGGGUGGUGUGGAGGACGCAUUUUUGUGAUUUGACAACACGCAGUGAAAACCCAGGAAGAAGGAAUUAGGUUCCUUCUACGGAUUGUUUGUUCCUCCUCAUGCUUAAGAUUGAUGAUUUCGUGAAAUAGACACCAUCAUUUCAUUUAAGAGAUCCUUUCAUUAAGAUCUCUAACCUGUUUUAAGUCUUUGCAAAAUAAGGCAGUUAUAAAACAGGGCUUGAUUUGUUUAGACAGAAGGAUGUUUUCCCAAAAUGUUCUACAGAAGCGCUAUAAUAUUUAUGAAAUUAAAAUGCCUUCCAGAUUGAAAACGGGGGCCGCUCAUUUCAGAGUCCCCGGAAUGGCAGAGUCACAGAUCGGCAUAGAUGCCUGCCCCCCACAGGGCCAUGAGCCACUGAGCCCAGGAAAGCCGGGAGCUACGGCAGGACGACUGGGCUGACAGAUGAGGCGGGAGAGGCCCCAGAGGUAGACACUGGGGAGCACCCAGCCGUGGCGGGUCUGUUCAGACCGACGACAGCAGGGUGAAUAGCGUGACCCAUCCUGCUGGACUAUGUUGUAAGCUCCUGUUUGCUUUUCUCAUUUAUUUCAAGCAGAAAUCAAUAAAUUCCAUAACAAUCUGUAUUUGCUGAAACGUAAGCUGGCGAGAGGAGACUGGUGCCAUCCGUCAGUCAGGUGUUUUCCCAGCCCCGUCUGACCAUCGCCGUUGCUCUGUCCCCCGACUAGUGAGCGACCUAUGUGAGCCUCCAAGCAGUUUUCUCUUCACAGAUACUAAAGUAACACUACGAAGGCUUAGUACUAGAGGUACUUUGAAAUCAUGACUUUCUUUCCAGUCUGUUUCACAUUAGCAGUGUGUACACUACUGUAUAAUAACCAUUAGCUUUAUUAUCUUGUAAACCAGGCUCCUCUGAAGAGACUUUGGUGAGAUGAACGUGAGGUAAAAAUUUCAUUCAGCAAAAAGUGCAAUAGGUGUGGUACUCUAUUUUUUGUUUAUGCUUUUUUUUUUUUUUUUUAAAUCCAGGGGUAUUAGUCUCUGCUUUGGGGAAAAUGCACUAGCUCUGCAAUUUCCAGUUGGGCGAGUGUGUCUCUAGUAUUUACAUGCCGCUGAUAUGCUGGUCCCUGUAAGGCAAACAGCACGUCAGCGCAGCAGAGAGGGUGGAUGUUCCACUUGAAACUGGUGAGCUGCGCUGACUGUCCCCUGCCGCCUCUGCCCCGCCCAGGCCUGCCCCGCCCUCUUGCUGCCCUGGGAACACAGAGGAGGACCCUCCAAUCUGCACGUAAGGGGAAGCAUCUGGGGCCCAUCAAGGAGGACUGGGAGAUGGCACUCUAGGACUCCUGCCUUUCUGCAUCCAACUUUGCCUCCGAGGAAAGAGAAAGUCAGAGUCGCUUUUUCCUCAGAGCGUUGAAGCGGUAUCCCAAGUCAGUCAGGCAGGACUGCAGGAGCCCGCGAUCGGGACCAAAGGCAGCUCUCACCUCAGAGUAGUGGGGGGCCUGUGCCCUUAUGGGGAGGGAGGGGACCGCCUGGUGUGAAUGUCGCCCCCCACCGACGACAGACCUCUGCAGAAGGGACUCGCGGUGGCACUGGCCUCUUCCUCUCUGCCCGAAAGGGGGCUUCUCAGAGAAAUGAGUUCUACCUAAUUGUUAGAGUUGCGAAGAAGGGUGUGUUCACAGCCCAAGAGUGACUGGCUGGCCAACCAGAAAUUAAAGAAAGGUGAGAAGCGGCAGCCUCCCCUCUGGCUGGUCGGGGGUCCAGGCGCACGGUGGUCAGAACAGCCCCUGCUCAGGUGCGGGCGGUUCACACACGUGGACCUGAGGAAAUGAAUGGUUUCCUUUGCAGGGUCCUCCCAGCUGUGGUCAGGCCCCAGGUAAAUACUGGCUUCUGUGUUGGGCUCAGGAUUUCUAGCCCUGGAUUACAUUUAAAAGCCUGUAUCAGCAGUUACACUUAAGCUCCCUGUUGGCUUAAGGAAAAUCUCACUCUAGAUAAUUGUUCACGUUCGUCCUCCUUUGAGACAAUUCGUAGGGUCCUUGGACGACACUGGUCCCAGUGAACAGUUGCAGAACCCCUGUGCCGGGGCUCACCUUGGCUGCAUGUGUACCCCUAAACUGGACUGCCUCAACUGCCUCCUUGGAAGCCACCGAGCCGCUCAGUCUCUUUGUGCCUAGACAUCAAAGGUAAAAACUGGAGAACAGGUAGUAAGUUGGAGUCAUCGUAUAGGCAGGGAGCUUUGAUCGUUUUGUUGCUUCUGGAAAUUUUUCCAGAACUUAUCUUCAGAGUGAUGUGUGGAAGACAAGAGCAGUAUCAUCUGCCUCUCUUUCUAAGCUGGACAAAACAAAUGAUAACAAAUUUAUGUAUCCCUUCUGACAGGUUCGCUGGUUUGGUCCUCCCUGGCGUGUGGUCCCAGGGAAGAGACUAAUUACAGAGCUCUUUGUGUCUGUCAGCCUGCAGCCCCCGGAAGGCACGAGAUGACCUCAGGCUGGCCUUCCACAGCCCCUCUUGGACCCCGAGUCCCUGGUCUCACAGUGCCCCUCACAUCUUUGUUUCACCAUUUUUCCCCGUGAAGGUAGCCUGGCUGAUUACAGAAGACUCGCAGCCGCCCUAGCUAUACCACCAUCUUGUCCACAUCUGGGCAGAUUUCAACACAUUUGGCAGAAUGGGGCACCUACUGUUGUAGAGAUUGAGAAAUAGGCAGCAGCACAGCCCGCAGCCAGUGAUAGGUUUGAUGGUUCCUGCCCAAGCGCUCAGCUUGUCUGUCCAAAAGGAGCAGUAGCUUCUGUCUGUACAUCAAUUUACCAGGCACUUUCACGAGUAAUCUUUUCUAAUGCUCACAACAGUACUAUGAAGUUAGUUGAGCAAAUAGGCCUCAUUUUUUACGGCUGGGUAAACCAAAGCUCUGGGAAGGCUAUGUGACUUGUCCAAGCCACAGAGCUCGUGAGCGGAGGAGGCGGGACGGGCUUUUGGGUGCUCUGGCUUCUCAAUCCACGCUCUUCCCUCCUGGGUAGCAGCUGACUCUUCUCAUGAGCAAACAGCUGUAUAAACAAAGCCCCCACCUUGGUUAAGCACUGGGUGAAUGUGACAUUGUCCCCGAAACCUUACUCCCACUUGACAGCCGCCUGGCUUUGGGGGAAGUGUUGCCCUCCAGGUAACAACUGUAGUUGUCCAGGUGGCCCUGCAUGAACAAGGCCAAGGGAGACACAGGCCCCGCAGAUCGCCAUCUUUCCAGCGUCCCAUUAACUACAGAAGUUCGGGUUCACAUCACAGAUGUCUCAUUUCUCCACCUCACACAAUACAGUAACCUCCUGAAAAAGUAUAUGACGGGACACACCCUUUCUUGAUCGCCAAGGGGCCAAAUUGCACUGCUUUGACUCACCAUCGCAGACCAACAGACUCAACCCCAGGAAAGGGUGUCGCUCAGAAAAGAAUCAGGAACUCAGCCCAGUCCUGAGGAGGGGGAUAAAGUAUCAUCUUUACAGUUAAGACCCGUCAAGUAGAAGUGCUGAUCAAGUACUUUUAGGGUUAAAAAAAUAACAUACUUUGAAUACUUUUGUCUUCAGAGGCAAAGUGGGUGGGUUAGGGAGGAGCUUUAAAAAUAGAAGUACAAAAUAACAUCCUGGAAAAAUAUGACCCCAGAUUGGAAUAAUGUUAUAUUAGCAAAUACAGAUAACAGGGACUUGCCACUGGCUGUGUGAUGCCUAUCUGUGCAAGAUUUGCUCAAUCAAGGAAAUACACGUGGUGAUGCUGUCCCACUACUGAUGGCGAGAGAAAUCUGCCUCCACCAAAAUCUCUGAAGGAAAAAGAACCAGAGUGAAAAGGAGGUUUGCUUCUCUUUGGGGAUUGCAAUUUAGGAAGUAAAAUUGAUACAGAGAUAUUUGCACUUUGUAGAAAGGGCAAGAUUAUUUGCUUAUUUCUGAAGGGAGGAGGGUGGUCUUUGCUGGAUGUUUGGUUUGUGAAAGAGUUACUUUUGAUUAAAUUAAUCUAAUUGUAGUUAUUUUUUCUGUGUGCUUUUUUUUUUUAAUUACUAAGAAAAUGGUGAGUUCAAUAGCUUUGGUAUUUUGAGUGCAAAUCAUAAUAGCUCCAAUGUGAAAAAAAUCAAAAUGUAACCUGUCACUCAAUGUUAGAAAAUUGCUUUAAAAUGCAGUUUAAUAAAUGAUCUUUGUAUCAAACGUAAUUUAAAUGGGGUACUUUUCUGCAAGGAAAAUGUACUGUUUUUACGUUUCCAAACCUCUUGAAUUAAAAUAAAAACAACUUGUUUUCUAA